AUGCGCCCGCCGCCUUCGCGCACGCCUUCACGCGCCCACACUGCCACUCCCAGCCUCAGCGGAAGACCUUCAGAAAUGCCUCCUUCACCAGCACAGUCAGUCCAGGGUGGAAAGAGGAAGGAACGCGAUUUCGAUCAUCAAGACCAGGACCACGAAACAAACAUCAAUGUAGUCGUGCGCUGCAGAGGUCGAAACGACCGUGAGCUGCGCGAAAACAGCGGUGUUGUUGUUUCCACAGACGGCGUCAGAGGCAAGAAAGUCGAUCUCUCCAUGGGCCCGAGUGCUCUCAGCAACAAGACAUACCAAUUCGACAAGGUCUUCUCGCCAGCUGCAGAUCAGGCUAUGCUGUUUGACGACGUCGUUGAACCCAUCCUGGAUGAGGUCCUCGGCGGUUUCAACUGCACAAUCUUCGCAUACGGCCAAACGGGCACCGGAAAGACCUACACCAUGUCUGGAGACAUCACCGACAUGCAGCCUUUACCAGACUCUGCCGGUAUCAUCCCCAGAGUCCUGUACUCACUUUUCAACAAGCUAGGAGAGGACAACGAAAGCUCCGUCAAGUGUUCUUUCAUCGAACUCUACAACGAGGAGCUCCGGGAUCUCCUGUCUUCAGAGGACCACGCAAAACUGAAGAUUUACGACGACAACAGCAAGAAGGGCCAAACCACGACUUUGGUCCAGGGCAUGGAGGAAUCCCACAUCAAAUCAGCAUCCAAGGGUCUUGAACUUCUUAGGAGCGGCAGUCACAAGCGCCAGGUUGCUGCGACCAAAUGCAACGACCUCAGUUCCCGCAGUCAUACCGUUUUCACAAUCACCGUCUAUAUGAAGCGCACCACCGAAACAGGUGAGGACUUUGUUAGCGCAGGAAAACUCAAUCUGGUCGAUCUGGCUGGCAGUGAGAACAUCCAACGCAGUGGUGCUGAGAACAAGCGCGCUGCUGAGGCUGGUCUUAUCAACAAGAGUUUGCUUACCCUCGGCCGCGUUAUCAACGCGCUCGUUGAAAAGAGCUCUCAUAUUCCAUACCGAGAAUCGAAACUCACCCGUCUUCUGCAAGACUCUCUUGGAGGACGUACCAAAACUUGCAUUAUCGCAACUCUAUCCCCAGCGAAGAGCAACUUGGAGGAGACGAUAUCUACACUUGAUUACGCUUUCCGUGCAAAGAAUAUCCGCAACAAACCUCAAAUCAAUCAGAUGGUCACCAAGAGGACUCUGCUCAAAGAGUUCACUAUGGAGAUCGAGAAGCUGAAGAGCGAACUUAUUGCGACCCGCCAGCGCAACGGUGUUUACCUCACACAGGAGGCCUAUGAAGAAAUUACUGUCGAGAGUGAGUCGAGACGUAUUCUCUGCGACGAACAGAAAGACAAGAUCGAAACUAUGGAGGCAAAUCUGCGCAACAAAGUUCAGGAACUCUUCAGUCUGACCACUAAUUUCAACGGCUUGAGAAAGGAGAACGAGCAAGCAAGACUGAUGCUUGAUGGAACCAAAAGUCUGCUCGAGAAGACGGAGCUCGUGCUUAAUCAUACAAAGCGCAGUCUGACAGAAGAGACAUUCAUUAGGAAAGCACACCAAAAGACUGAGUCUAAGCUUGCCGGCAUUGGCGAGGACCUGCUCUCGACCCUAUCUUCCACAACAACAGACAUUUCUGGCUUACACUCGAAAAUUCAACGUAAAGCAGAUUUGCACUCUCUCAACCGAAACAACUGGACCUCGUCGAAAAGCAGAGUGACGAAUACUACCAACACGGUCAAGGACAGGGUUGAGACUCUCAGGCAGCGCCAGGAACAGCUCCUCACAUCCAUGUCCACGAGGAUGCAAGGUUUCGUCUCAGAUGAGUUGCAAGAACUUCAACAAUCCCAGAGAUUCUUGCAGGAGAAGGCAGAAGCUUUCCAGAGAUCGGAGAAGGAGGUCAACGUCCAGACCGCAAAAGCUAGAGACGAUGUUAACGAAGUCCUCGAGGAAAUUAAGACCCUCCGCGAAGAUGUCAAGCAGAAUGUCGGAAACGGAUUGAAUGACCUGUCGGCAGCAGCUCAACGCAUCACUGCUGGAAUUUCCACUGAGCUUGAGAAUUUCCACACACAACUACACGCAUCAUAUGUCUCACUAGGCCGGGAGUUCAAAUCCAUAUUCGACGAUGUCGUCAAACAACUAAGCGAGCAACAAGCAGAGUCUGAACGCUUGCGACAGCAGAUCUUGACUGCCAAUUCAACAUAUAUGGAAGCCGGUCAGGAAUCUAGGACGACUUUCGAGGAAGCUAUGGAAGAGGAGCGCCGUCGCGCUGCUGCAGAUCGUGAGAAGAUGCUAUCUCAGAUCAGCUCCCUGAUCACAACCUCUGCUGAAGCCCAAGAGCGAAGAAUUACCGAACAUAUUGCGCACGCAUCCAAGCGCGUUAAGACUUCUGAGGAUGAUUACAGUGUUGCUCGCGAAACCUACAACGAGAGCUCCGAUGCUCUGGUAGCCAAGUCGAAGUCGCUGAUCGAUUCUUGUGUCCGCUCUCGUGAGAACGUCAAGGCAAAGAUCAAAGGAGACUGGAACGCAGCGAACGAUCAGACCGAGAAAAUCAAGGCGACUACUGAAGUUGUCCACGGCGAGACUGUUCGCAUUGUUGACACACAAAUGUCCAAUAUGGACACGCAGCUCAUCUCCUUGGAUGAAAUCGUGUCUCGCAUCCGUGCUCAAAACGACACUCAUCACACCGCUCACACUGCCUCCCUCGCUCAGCUCUCGAGCGAUGUCCAGCAAUCGUACUCGAACAUCGGAGCUCAUAUGGAGACAUCCUACACUCGUACGCAAGGACUCGACACUGAUAUGCAAAGUCGCACUGCAGAUCUUGCAUCUACACUUCCAGAGCUUAGCUCGUCUGGUGAGAUUGUUCAGACGUUGCAUACUUUGCGCGACGAGAUGAAUGCUUCCGAACUUACCGAGUAUGUUCCUACUGGAGAAACUCCAGCUAAGGUCGCCUACAGCUAUCCUACGAAUCUACCAAGAACAGCCAAUCACGAAUCUCUGCUCGAAAGGCUGCGAAACGGCAACACUGCAAUCGAAGAGAGCCCAGCCAAAGACUCGCAGAUCCGAAACACUCCCAGAAAGCGAGAUGGACAGACACCUUCCAAGGGUAUCAUCUAUACAGAUAAUCCUACCACUACUGGCGGCUCCGAUAUCUCACAUGACGCGGUGACCAAUAGCGAUGCUGCCCGAAACCGUCCUCAUAGCCUACCCGGACAGGUCGGUCUCCGAGAAAUCGACGUCAACGUCAAUGCAGCUUCUUUGCCUGCCCCUACCGAGCACCCAGAAUCCAGAAUCGGUUUGCUCAAAAGAGGCAAUACCAUGCCUCAAUUAGAUGCCAACGCCAAAGUCGACAGCAAGUUGCCUAUGAAGCGACCCACCCGUAUGACUGCUGGCUUGGUCGCUGAAGGCAGAGAGAACAUCGGUGCAGGUGGCGGUGUAGCUGCUGGUAUCAGAAGAUUGAGACCUCGUGGUAGUGACUAA
Molecule: messenger RNA, 3486 nt
Organism: Aureobasidium subglaciale EXF-2481
Lineage: Eukaryota; Fungi; Ascomycota; Dothideomycetes; Dothideales; Saccotheciaceae
Exons: 2
Coding region: 1-3486 (1161 amino acids)
Biological process (GO): microtubule-based movement; mitotic spindle assembly
Cellular component (GO): spindle microtubule; nucleus
Molecular function (GO): microtubule binding; plus-end-directed microtubule motor activity; ATP binding
Source: RefSeq, a predicted model, not a curated record